This is a messenger RNA of Dimorphilus gyrociliatus, 2143 nucleotides long. The record is from the annotation of a GenBank genome assembly. Lineage: Eukaryota; Metazoa; Annelida; Polychaeta; Dinophilidae.
GAUGUUAAGGCUAAUAUUAUGUUUCUUAAGGAAAUAUUUCCGCUUUUUGUGGUUCGUCUGUAUUGGUUUUACCCAUCAGAUUCAUUAUGAAAAGGCCAAUAGUUUUUCGGUUAUAUGGAAUACGCCUGUACAAGACUGUUACAAUAAAUAUGGUCUCGAUCUUAAAUCAACAUUAGAAAGCUUUAGGAUUACGGUUAAUAAGUUUGAUGGUUUGAAAGGUGAUCGCAUUUGUCUAUUUUAUAGGCCUGAUUUAGGUUAUUAUCCAUAUUUUGACCAAAAUGGAAAAGCAAGAAAUGGAGGUCUACCACAGAUGGCCAAUCUCUCGAAACACCUUGAAAAAGCAGAAAGAGAUAUAGAGAAAUUCCUUGAUAAAGGAUUUUCUGGAUUGGCUGUUAUUGACUGGGAAGAUUGGAGGCCUUUAUUUAAACGAAAUUGGGAUUCUAAGAAAAUUUAUCAAGAUCGUAGCAUAGAAUUGGUGAAAAGACGUUAUCCAACUUGGCCAAUGGAUAAAAUAAUUGAAGAAAGUAGAAAAGAAUUUGAAAAAUCCGCCAGACAAUUUAUGGAAGCAACAAUCAACCUUGGUAAGAAACUUAGACCAAUGGCUAAAUGGGGUUUUUACCUCUUCCCCGAUUGUUAUCAUAAUAAAGGAGAUUAUAAAUGUAGUAAAACAACUAAAGAUGAUAAUGAUAAAUUGAAAUGGCUAUUUAGACUGUCAACCGCGCUAUUCCCAUCAGCGUAUUUAAAAGAGAAUUUAUCCCCAACUAGUCAAUGGAAAUUUGUUAGAAAUAGAAUGACAGAAUCAAUAAGGGUUCGAAAAUUAACAGGGCAACUGCAAAAGCCUUUAUACCUAUAUUCAAAGUAUUAUUACAGUAGUACAACAUCCUUCUACAAAGUGGCCAUAUCUCAGCCCAAAGUUACAAUAAAAGAGGAUAGUAAAGAAAUUAAAGUUUGGAGAAGUGAACUUGCCUACAAUUGGCCGUCUUAUAGGAGAAAUUUAAGCAAAGACGACUUGUGGAAUGAAAAUAUCGAAGAUAAUGCUUUGAAGAAUAUUCUAUUUAAAAGAUAUUGGCCUAUUGUUCAUAAUUCUACAAAAUAUGUACUAUACGAAUGUUUAAAAGCUGAUUUAUGCGGGGGUUGGGGAAAUAGAUUACAAGGAAUAUUAGUAGCAUACUUUCUAGCUUUGAUUAGUGAAAGGCAAUUAUUAGUUAACAUUGCCAAACCAUGCAAUUUAACAAGCUAUUUAAAAUCGAAUCUUAUACACUGGGAUACUGAUAUACCAAAUGGAGAGAGACGAGAUCAUAAUUUCUUGGACUCUUAUCCGGAUAAUAUUGAACCUUUUCGAUUUAAUGAAUUAUUAACGAAUCUCUUUGACGAUUCUAUUCAAAUAGUCUCAUUUAAAACUGGUCAAUUUGGCUAUUUGAAAUAUUUUAGCGUUCAGCAACAAUUCAGGCAAUUACUAUUAAGUCAUGGAUUUCGUGACGACGAUCUAACUAAUUUCAAUUAUUUACAACUUCCGUUAAAGUAUAAUAUAUACGACCUUCUAUUUAAACCGCAACCUUCGAUGCAGAGGAAAAAAGACGAAUUUUUUAGGAAGUUAAAUGGUAAUAAGUUAAUUUGUGCGCAUCUCCGAACCGGUGAUUCUAAAUCACUAGUUAACGAUUUCGAUUAUGAGAAUUUAUGGGCAGCUUCAGCAGUUUGGGAAUUUUUUGAAAAGAAAAUAAACUCCAAUGUUAUUUAUAGUAAUUCAAAAAUAUUUGUAGCAACAGACUCACAGUAUUUAAGAGAUGAAGCUAAAAAGUUAUUUAAAGACCGAAUACUUGAUAUUGAAGGAGCAAUUGUUCAUUUAGAUCUUUUUUAUGGAGAAAAAAAUGAUAUCUGCGAUGCAACUGAAAAAGUAAUAUUAGAUUGGGAAAUUCUAUCCGAGUGUGACGUUUUAGUCACUUUACCGUGGAGUACUUUUAGUUCAACUGCUUUAAAUAGAAACAGACAUAGAAAUGAAUUGUAUGCAUGGCAUUACGAAUCUGAAAAGAGGAUAGCUAAAGUUGUUCCAGUCAAACAAGCCCAAAAGUGGCUAUUAGGAAUGGUUGAUACCAUGAUAGGAAAAUGCAAAUGUCUAUCAAAGAGAGAUUUAUCAAAAUGUUAA